CUUUCCCUUUUGUGCUUUUUUCUAACUAGGAAUAAAGAAAUGACCACCAGUAUAAACCACUACAAUAAUCUUUGUGAAAGCAGCACAGAAUCACUGUUCAAUUUCAUAAACCAGGACAUCAGAGAGUGACAGUGAGACAGGACAAGUGAAUUAACCAGAAAUGGUCUUGGCUGACGUCUGACUCCCGUGGAAUCUCUUAGGAGCCCUGACUCUUCUCUGUCCUGUGAGAACAAUAUGAAGGAGCUCACACAAACUGCACAUUUUACAUUGUGGAAGAACAGCAACGUUUACCCACCGAAGACUUUAUACUGGACCUGACAGAGACAAGAGGAAGCUAGGAAGCUUGCAGAAUGUUUUUAAAUUUCAGAAAAGUCAGGAAAUGGAAAUGCAUGCAGCUGAUGACAACGUGCUUCAUAGUGUCUAUUGUGACCAUCUGCUGGGAGCAUCUUGAUCACAAGGUGGUAAGUCACAUGAAGUCCUACUCUUACCGCUACCUCGUGAACAGCUACAACUUCGUCAACAAGAGCAUGGUCAUUAGCCUGGAAGAAGCUGAAAGCCUACAUAACUAUCCGUACUUGAUCAAUCACGAGGGCAAGUGCCAGAAGCAGAAUGUGCUGCUUCUCCUCUUCGUGAAGUCGCCUCCCGAGAACGUGAAUCGGAGACGGUCAAUCCGGUCCACCUGGGGGAACGAGACCUACAUACAGGCUCAGCUGCGCGCGACCGUGAAGGUCGUGUUCGUGCUGGGGGUGCACAGAAACCCCCUACAGCGAGAACGGUUCCAGAAGGAGCUCCUCGAGGAGGACAGCACACACGGGGACCUCGUCCAGCAGGGCUUUGUCGACGCGUUCCACAACCUCACCAUCAAGCUGAUCCUGCAGUUCAAGUGGGCGCACUCCUUCUGCGGCCACGCCAGGUUCGUCAUGUCUGCGGACGACGACAUCUUCGUCCACAUGCCCAACCUGGUUGGGUACCUCCGGGAGAUGGAGCACAGGGGCGUCCAGGGCUUCUGGAUUGGGCGCGUGCACAGAGGGGCGCCUCCCAUCCGCAGGAAAGACAGCAAGUACUAUGUGCCUUACGAGAUGUACCAGUGGUCCUCCUAUCCAGAUUACACAGCCGGGGCAGGGUAUGUGGUCUCAGGGGACGUAGCAGAGAAAAUCUACCAAGCUUCCAGAACUCUCAAUGCCACGCUCUACAUCGAUGACGUCUUCAUGGGGAUCUGUGCUGUGAAAAUGGGGGUGGCAGCCCAGGAACAUGUGUUCUUCUCAGGAGAGGGGAAGGCUCCCUAUCACAAGUGCAUCUUUGACAAGAUGAUGACCUCCCACGGUCAUGUGGAGGAUAUCCAUUAUCUCUGGAAGGAGGCCACCAAUUUAGAGGUUAAGCACACCUCCUCAGGGAUAAUAGGAAAGCUGUACUGUACAGCUGUAAAGCUGUACCUUCUUUGUAAACCAUAUCAUUUCAACACUUACCCCUGCAAGGCGGCUUUUUCAUAGUGUACACUCCCAGAAACAUACUGAUUGAUUCUAUUGAUUACCUGCAGCAUGUUGUUUUUAGUUUCGCUAUAUUAUUUUCACAUUUGCAGCUAGGCAUUCUUAACAUAAGUACGGUGAGUGUUUUUCCAGGUUAUCUUCCACAUAGAUAAAAUAAAGUCAAACUUUUUUUAUGUUGCAUUGAGUGAUAAAUGUCCACUCAAACAUGGAAUAGGAACAAGCAUCUACAAUUUCAGCUAAAAAUCAGGUCCCUGAAUCCUCUCUGUGUCUGCUGCUAUCAGGGCACAGUGCUCACUGUAGGGUGAGCCAAGAACUGGGUCAAAGAUCUGCGACACUGACCAGAUGUGAAUGUCAGUUUUAAAGCAGUCUAAUUCGACCCACACAAACCAGCAUCCCAUGAACGAAUCCUGAAUUGACUAGGCUAUUUUCUACUUGUUCAUUUUGAACAUUUUGUAAUAACAAGCUUAGGCAGAAUUUACUCUUUCUAAGGUCUUCAUGAAACCACAUCACAUCCCGCUCUGUUAAAGAGCGUCUGUAAGGCAUCACUCCCAAACCAGAUUCAUUGGAACUGGAGUGGGAAUGAAUUUCACAGGGAUCUGAAGAACAAAUGAUGCCCUUAGAUUCAGUUGUCAUGCUGUUGAGUUGCACGAGAGCUUUCAGUGACUGUGAAGAUUUGCUCAGAGGCGUGCCUGAGCUACAGUACAGGGCACCUGCAAGACCAGGUGAGAGAUGAACACAGUCCCCCUUCAGAUGGGGGGCAGACAGGUGCUUCAUGCCAGUCACAGAGCCAGAGGGCGAAGAGCUCAUGAGGGGGAAAGACAAGGGGUCCUUCUGCCUAAAGGCAAACACCUUCUUCACAACAACGGUAUUAUGAUGCUGGCUGUAAUUUACUGUUUCUAUUUUAUUUUUACAGAAUGAUUGUGAGAGUAGCCCUAGGGCUGAUAAUUGCAAACUGUUUACAUUGAGCAUGAGUACACAGAGGCUGUACUAUGAAUGCACUUGUGUGUCCAUCUUAUGAUGUUUUUCCUCUUACCAUUUAGUUAUAAAAAUACACAGCUCAGUGAGCAUC
Molecule: messenger RNA, 2556 nt
Organism: Lepisosteus oculatus (spotted gar)
Lineage: Eukaryota; Metazoa; Chordata; Actinopteri; Semionotiformes; Lepisosteidae
Gene: b3gnt5a
Product: UDP-GlcNAc:betaGal beta-1,3-N-acetylglucosaminyltransferase 5a
Cellular component (GO): Golgi membrane
Source: RefSeq, a predicted model, not a curated record